UACGAGUUUGUGCAUAGCGGACCUCGCUAUACUUUGGAUCAUCCGCAUCCCUUUCUUGGCUCAUAACAUAGUCUAUGAAUUCUGAGAAUGACUGUUGCUCUUCAUGGGGCUUUGCCAACACUAGAUCCCCAAUUUCUGGCAUGAGAGUUGGAGAAUCGGCGUUUCUAGAACACCAGACAUCGUCAGCUCUACUCAACAGCCCAAAAGUCAGGCUUAGACCGCAUACCCAUAUGGUGUUACGGCAACGUUAACAUUUUGAUCCUGCAUAGCCGUCUUUAGAUAUUCGGGGCUCCAAUUUUGGACAGCUUUCCAAGACGAACAUGCGCCACGAACAACAAACGGGACAUUGCGCGCAACAUAGCGCAUAAACUCUAAUGGGCUUGGCUCCUCUUCGAGUUCGUCUAUUAUGUUGCUGUUGAGUUCAUUAAAUGUAGUUAUAAGCUGCUCGAUACAAUUGUCUCGAUCCAUGUCUUUUGGGCAGUAUUUAACGUUUAGAUUUAACAUGCAUAUUUGAAAAUGGAUGUUUUGCAGGCCCUCUCAGAACUCGAGUGGGUCAAGCCCUCGUCGUCGUUUUGAUGCUUUGGCGGUAGGUUGGUGGCAAGGCUGCGCGUGUCCCGCCCCCCUUUGCGAAAAAAUAGCCCAUGCCAUGACGAAUGCUAUCCAUGCUAUAAGUUACACUAUACUAGUUAGUUUAAUAUCGAACCAGCCUGAUAGGGAAUAGGUUGUGCACAGGGUCGAGUGUGUCUUAGACAGUAGGCUAUUUAUAACGAACCACCACCCUCUAGCGUGCCCUGUCUUAAUCGUUAGCGAGUAAGGACGAAAGGCAGCACAAAGCGCAGUUUUUAUAUAGACUUGCAGCAGCAGGCAGUUGCUAAUUACUUGCGCUUCCAGGUAAUUACAGCGUGGUGAGCUCAACCGCAUGGCGUCUUCGGCGUCCGUGUGUUACUGGGAACGUGCGCCGAACAACUAGCGGUGUACGGCCAAUGUUGCAGGCCGUCAGGCUAAUUUGCUGGUUUGCAGCAGACCAUACGCUGUGGUAUCUUUUUAGCGACACCUGCUUCGCCAGCCUCUAAACCCAUCGGUACACUUGUUGUUCAACUGCAGUAAGACGUGGUCUGAGGAGUCCAUGCCUGUCAAAGUGUAGAAGCACGUCUCGCAUUCUGGGGCUGUGUUAUGCUGUACACUGUGCUUUGGUAUUCCUAAUCGGUGGUAUAAACAUUCAUGGUACUAUGUUGACCUAUUUUCACGGCCACUCUCACAAUAGCCGUCUAAUUGGACGCACGUUGUUUUUUUUAAAGUCGAGUGGCUGGGGACCGUCUCCCCUAAACGACAGGGGCAUUGGGUAGCGCUGGGCCGUUGCACGACGCGCCGACUCGAUUGGCGCAGACACAGCUGGCAGCCAGUGCAACCAUCCGUAGCACCGCGCACACAACGCAGUUGACGGCCUUUUGAUUCUGCCGUCUUCUCGCUAUUGUCCUGACAAGGGUACCCAAAUUCAUUCCCAAAGACGUCGCGUGCCCCUAAUCACAGGCUGAGAGUGCGCUCUGAUACAACUUGCUGGUGCUCCUGGUCGCUAUCUUCCUCCCGAUGCUCAUCAAUUAACCGCCAUAAGCCCCCUCUCUUACUCUCAGCCACCUCUGGCCAAGUGGUGACUAUUCCACGAGCUUCUCUCUUCAAUCUCGGGGCACCCUGUUCUUUAUCCACUUGAUCCCAUCUCUGCAUCAUGCAUCCUCAAACCAAUUCGCCUUCCCCUGAGCGGGAUAGCCUUGCUGAGCUUAGAACUUCAGACGCUGUUCGUGUCAGCUCUGAUUGUGCCCAAUCCAAGCCGAGGUCAGGCCUCUUCAGGGCUGACGAGAUCGUUGCUUGGAUGGCAUCGUCUGAGGUGGACCAGAAGUUCCUCGGGAGGCUAGCCAAGUCUGUUGAACGAGACAACCCUCUGUUAUCGUCCAUACUAUUUAAGAUUCUCGGUCUUUCACUAAACCUCUCAGAGCAACUCGUUGCUGCCAAAAGGCAACGGAAACCGGAUGCUGCAACUUCCCCAGCCUUCCUCCGUCGCGUGCUUCACAUAUUAUGGCUCGCCCGUGAAGGUCUGAUAAUGUUACAGCAGUAUGUUAUUCCAAUGGUUGGAAAUUAUGUCGAGCUCAAGGUCCUGGCAUACAAACUGCGUGCAAGUUUCCACCACAUAUUUGUGCUCUUCCACAACAAACCUGCUGUUUCGAAUAUAGGAAGCUGGACCCCCGAAGCUAUGGCCGCCGCAGCGUUCGCUCCCAUAGCGAAACCGUACAACGACCACAACGGUGACGCUAUGUCAAUAUCAUCAUCGAUACAACCGACGCACCCCUUGGAAUCCGGCCCUCUAGGGCCGCCUCCGGGCUUUGAAGCCCAGGUUGCUCUAUUACCACCAAGUGCGCUACUGCCCCAAAAGAACUACCUCCCGGACGCACAUGAUCACUUCCGAGAAGCCGUUGAGCUUGCUGACCAACUACUCUGGGGUUCCCACUCACUACGCCUGUCAGUCAAGACAGAAUAUGUCGCUUUUCUCUACGAGUGCGUUCACGAUGUACCAGCAAGCAGACAGCUCGCCAAGCAGACCAUUACCGAGGUAUACGAUGCCACUGAGGGCAUGGACGAUGAUAUGUUUCAAGACGCUUGCGAGCUUGUGACGGUGUUGGGCCGUAUGAUGAAGCGUGGCUCUCGAGGGAAGGCACCCGCCUUUAUUGCCAAUAAAGACCCUAUCGCAGAUCAAAACCUCGCUGCGCCAACAGAAAACGUUAUAUAAACAGAUCCCCCCCUCACCUCGCACAAAUGGCUAAUAGCAUGCUGCUGCGUGCUCCUUUGUUGACUACGCCCUACGGCCCAACAAGUUGAUGCAUCUACUUCCCGUCGUUUCACCAGUUUUAUAGCGUUGGCUAGCAUUUUCUACCAACUGUAUACUAAUCACUUCGUUGACAUUGGCGCCGCGAGCCGUUGACAUGUACAGGUCAUGUCAAGAGUUUUCAAGUUUUCACAAAUGUUUGUACUAUACCACCCUGUCAUUUUGUAUACAUGUAUACAUACAUCAAUACCUCAAAGAGAUAUCACGUGUUGAAUAUCAAGAAAAUAGUUUGAGUACAUUAUUAAUAUUGGUGAUUAACUUUUCGCUAUCUCAUAAUACAUGGGCAGGCCCCUUUCCCUCUCAUGUGCCUGUUGUUGACGAUAGAAGCCCACACAAUUGCACCGUACGCCACCCGUGCUGACCAGUUAGUUAAGGAAUCCCUUGCAAGCGGCUGUUCCGCAGAGACAGGGAAUACGGUCCAGACUACCAAUUUCUCUCUCGAACUUGUAAUCGUACGUAAGCUCUUCGUCUAUGUCACUAGUUAGCAUAAAAGCAGUUCAUUGACAGCACCGUGGUCAUCGGCAAAGCUAGAUAGAUACUUACUCAUGGCAAUGUCUCUCAGGGCGUAAAUGACAAUGCGCUUGCUACCUUCCACCCUGAUAAUCUUGGCGGUGCAGUUUGGCAUGCAACUAUGAUUAAUGAAUCUUGCAAUGCCACCCUUCUUUGUCGCGUCGACGACUGUGUCUUCAUCGAUUCGGAAUAAGUAGCUGCUACCAAUGCCGCUCUUGAGAUAUCUAUUCUCACGGAUCUCGGAGAUUUGCUGACGGACUUCUUCGCCGACGUACUCGAUAAUCAUGUCGUCCUUGUUGAUGUUCUCCAUGGCAUAAAGACCCCAAUUGUGGAUAGCUGAGCGAGCAAAUUUGACGGGCUUCUUACGCUUCUUCAGUUGGUUGAACUUGAAGACAUCAGAGUCCUGUCCCAGUGUCUUCUUUUGAUCAUUGAGAUCAGCCACGUAGCGACGGUUGGUUGCCCUGUUUGCACGCGAGUUGCCCUUGGCGAGCUUCUCAGCAGCCAUCUUGGCGGCUUCAGCAGCAGCUGUAGAAGCAUCUUUGCCACUUUUGGCGUUGGCCUCUCUCUCCUCGCGGGCCUUUUGCACCUUGAUGUGAUGUGGCAGAUACUUUGACUUUUCAGAAUUGAGAAUCUUCUUGACUCCCUCAGUCCUAGCGCACCCGGAGGGGUUGGGAACGUAGUAUCCUUCAAUCGAGAUAGGCUCAUUCGGCGUGUCUUCUGAGGCAUUUAGCUCACGCACGCGCUGUGCUCUCCAUAACCACAGUUGCGGAUUACCAAUGGAAGCUGUAUGAAAUCGUUUUUCUAGCCUGCCUGUAUCUGGCUUAUCCGUGCCAUAUAAGGAGAGGUGUUGCAAAGUUGUUAUGUCGAGCUUGAAGCCAUCGGCAAGCUUCAGAGCGGGUGUGAGAGGCUUUUUAGCAAAGAUCUUGUCAUUGUAUCGAUCCAUGAUGGCCUGCCGGUCUUUCUUCCGCUGGACUACUGCUGCGGCUGUGUCGUCAUCGAGUGAUUCUACGCCUUCUAUCGGCGCACCUGUUGAAGCGUUGAGAGGGCUAUCCAUAUCAUGGUCACUGUCUCGACGAAGCUUCGCAGCCUUUAGCGCUUGACGUCGCUGCUCUUUACUGCUGGGAAGUAUGGGGGUCUCGGAGCGGGAAAGCCUACUUUCAUGGUCUGUAACGUCGCCAUCAAUACCAAUAUCCUCAGAGUUAUCUCGCGUUGACCGAUCAUCCGCGCUAUCAAACCGCAAGUGGCUUGCUGUUUUCAAUCGCUUCUGGCGUAGCAGAUUUGCUUGAUCAUUCUUGCGUUUUUUGGAUGGGUGGAAUUGAACACUAGAUUCUGUCAUAGAGUCAUCUUCUGGCUCGUCCCACAUGACAAAGUCAUCUUUAGUAGCCUCGUCAUCACUGCUAAGGCGGCUGUGAGGACGAGUGACGUCUCCAGCUUUGAGAGCAGCCGCUUGGAUCUCAGCAUCAUCAUCCGACUCGUAGUCACUGUCAAAACUCUUUAGGCGAUGGUGAAGAGAGCGGAAAGCUGGCUUAGAAGCCGAGAUUGGCUUCCGAGCAAACGGGUCUCUAAACCGAUUUUGGGGUGGCUGACUUUUGACUUUCGAUUUGCGGAUCUUAGGCAGUGCUUUGAUUUCAGCUCGGCUCGUACGUCGCUCAAUCGGAUCAGCUCUGGCGUUUGGAGUGCCGAUUCUCGUUUUAACCUUCUCAACGUUGAAGCCCUCAUCAUCAUCAUCGUCGUCAACGAUAUCAAUGUUAAACUUCUUUCUAUUCGCCAGAUGAUUCGAAGGAUCGAGGAAGUCUUGCAAAUAAGGAGCUGCAACCUGAGUUCGGAUAUGGCGAAUAAGAUGUUCCGUCAUCUCACGCCGGACAGCUUCGACGGCUUCAUUGACUGGAUCGAAAUUCUUAGCACGCUGCUUCUUUUCUUCUUCCAUGUCGGCCUCUUCCUCUCUACGACGUCGUCGCGCCUCAUCGUCCUUCGUCUUGACAGGUUUCCUAACUGUCGGCCGCUCAGGGCUUGGUGUUCGUCGAUUUCGUGGAGGCAGCGGGUUCGCUGGAGGUACGCAAAGCUGCAUAGACAUGUUAUAGUUAAAGAAUUCGGUGUGGUUCACUGCACGGAAACACCGCUCUGCCUCUUUUUCUCCAUUAAGAGAUUGGCGGAAAACAAUAUAGUAACCGGCUUGCUUAUCGAGAAGAAUGUCCUCGAAAGCAUAAUUUUUUAACCUUUUCUUCAUAUGUGGGAUAAUACUCGGGAUCGGCGGGACGCUUUCGGUGUCGACAAAGAUAUAAGGGUCAUUAAUAAGUUGUGUCGCAAGGUUUCGAGGCUCGUUCACCGUCGCGACCACAGAUGGUGUACUUGGUACUGUAAAUACGCGUUGCGAAGCUGGCCCUUUCGGUGCCGUCGGUGGUGGUCGAAUGAAUUCCUGAGAUGUACCUGACUUUGGCCCAGUUGGUGUGCCUGCAGCUGGUACAUCGCGGCGCCCUCGGUCUAGCUUUUCUUUUUCUCGGCGCAUAUAAUCUUCCAUCAUCUGUCGACUCUUUUGACCAUCGGGAUCGAAUUGUACUCGUAUCAUAUCGGCUUCGACUUUCAGUCCACGCGCGUUGACAGCUCUCCGCGCCGCAUCGGCACCAGAUACAGCCCUUUGACCAGCGCGUAUCCGGGUCGAAUCAGCGAACCUAAUAGUACAGAAUCCCAGGGGGCUACCUGUUUCUGGAUGCAUUUUAUUGCUUGAAGCAGCGAUGCUGCCAAAAUCCUGAAAAACUGCCGUUACUUUGUGGAACGGAACUAGCGGCUUAUAUCUUGUGACGAGGAUCUGAGUUGGUGGCCCUGGGCCAAUCGAAGUCUUUACGUCAUAUGCAUAUGGUCGUAAGUUCUCCAGAGACGGCCGAAACCGUGACCUUGGGAGGUGGUAAUCAGUGUUGAUAUACGCCAGCCGGCCGCCUUUCUGCAGUCGUGGAUCCGAUAUUGUCUCGCCAGUAGCCUGUCCCGAGUUAGCACACAAUUCAU
Messenger RNA from [Torrubiella] hemipterigena, 6385 nucleotides. NCBI's taxonomy places the organism in Eukaryota, Fungi, Ascomycota, Sordariomycetes, Hypocreales, Clavicipitaceae. The record is from the annotation of a GenBank genome assembly.